This is a messenger RNA of Cyanistes caeruleus (blue tit), 12704 nucleotides long. RefSeq names its product apolipoprotein lipid transfer particle homolog (gene APOLTP). The record is from RefSeq and is a predicted model, not a curated record. Lineage: Eukaryota; Metazoa; Chordata; Aves; Passeriformes; Paridae. Gene Ontology annotation, molecular function: lipid carrier activity. Gene Ontology annotation, biological process: lipid transport.
GGGGGCUCCGGGGCCCGCCCGGCCCUGUGAGGGCUCUGCAGGCUCGAUUCGGGUCUAUAACCAGGCGCUGCUCCCGGACACGAGAGGACUGCGAGCACACAGGUCUGAGGAGGUGAUUUUGAUGGCCACAGGGUUGCUCACCAUCAUUUUACUCUGUGCUGUUGUGGCUGGAGCUUCAGGGAGAUCCUCAGAGAGGUUAAGUUAUGGAGCUUCCUGUUUUGCAGAAUGUGCAGGACACAGUGCAUCAUACUUCCCCAAAAGAGCUAGAUACAGCUACAGGUAUUCAGCAGUCACCAACACAUUCCUGCAGGGAAAUAUUUACAAAGGCAGUGGCAUCUCUCUGGAGACCACAGUGAUCAUUGAAGUAUUGGGGAAUUGCCAGAUGGUUUUGAAAGUUCAAGAUGUACAGAUUAAGAAAAGUUUUGCAUCCAGAGAGGAGUCUCUGAAAGAAAUGGACAGUCUAAGGGAAAUACUAGAACAGCAUCCUCUUCAUUUUUCUUUCCAUGAUGGGAAAGUUCUGAAGCUCUGUCCUGUGAGGAGUGAACAGACCUGGGCACUGAACAUCAAGCGAGGCAUUCUUAGUGUCCUGCAGACAGCUCAAGAAUUCCCUGUUGGUGCCAUUGUUGAGGAGGUGGAUGUCCUGGGAAUAUGCCCAACCAGGUAUCAGCAAAAGGGUCCCAUUCUUGUAAAGACAAAGGACUUAAACCUCUGCUCCCAUCGCUCUUCUGGUUUGACUUCUGUGCAGUCUGUUGUUCUUCCUCAUGCAUCAUCUGAACAGCAGAUCCUGUCCUCCCAGCUGGAAUGUGCCCAGAGCAUUAAGGAUGGGGUCCUGGAAGAGGCCAAAUGCACUGAGUCCGAUCGUGUGAUGCUGUUCCCUCAGCAGGGCAGUGGGGCAGAGACACAGACACAGUCUGCACUCAAACUCUUCCAAGUGGAAACAGAGACACUCUACCAUAAAGGGUACUCUGAGGAUCUGUAUGUGACCAGCAUUCUCUAUGAAAGGGAGGUAACUAAGAGGGAGGUCACUGGGGCAGAAGUGACUGAACUGGUGUGGAAGCUUUGCUUAGCGCACAGUGCAAGUUACCAGACUGCAGACCUUUUCAUGACUCUCGUAUUUGAGCUUCGACAUCUUUCUCCUGAGGCCUUAAGAGCACUAUGGCAAAGAUCAUCAUUUAAGUGCAGAGACAACUGGCAACCAUUAAUAGAUGCUCUCCCAUCUUGUGCCACAGAAGCAUGUGUUGUCCUAAUGAAAGACCUCAUAGCUUCUGGAGAAGUUGAGGAAGACAAAGUAGAAUAUUUCUUUUGGUCAUUUACAUUCAUUCCUAAUCCCACCUCAGGAAUGAUUGAAUCUCUUGCUCCUUUGCUGAAGUCACCUAGAGCCAGCCAGAGCUGCUUCUUGGGAGUAACAGCUCUCGUACAUAGGUUUUGUUCGGCUCAUAGCUCCUGUGAUAUUGUACCUGCUGUGCAGAGUGUGAUGAGGAUUCUUGGGAAAUUUUUGGGAGGAAACUGUACUGUGCAAGAUUCAGAACAUCUCAGCAAGAUGCAGCUGGUGUUGAAAGCCAUUGGAAAUGCAGGACUGGCAGCUGCUUCGCUGGCUCCUGCUCUGAGCUCCUGUGCUGCCCUGAAGAGCCAUCCCAUGGAAAUCCGCCUCGCUGCUGUCCAGGCCUUCCGGCGCAUUCCCUGCCCUGUCAGGAAUGCUAUAUUACUUCAGUUUUAUCAAGCAACCAGUGAAGAUGUGGAAAUAAGAAUUGCUGCUUAUUAUAUAGUAAUGAAAUGUCCACAUGAAGAGUUAUUUAAACAAGUACAAAAGACUUUGCUGAAAGAAACAUCCAGCCAAGUGGGCUCCUUUGUUUGGAGUCAUCUCUCUCAGCUCUUGGAGACGGAUGAUCCGUUGAAGGAGCACCUUCGAGAUUCUAUUCCUGAUGAAAUUCUUAGCAAAGAUUUUGACUGGGAGACAUGGAAAUACUCCUCAUACUCUGAUGUCACAUUUCACUCAGCUGGUGCAGGUGCAAAUAUGGAAGCAUCAGUGGUCUUUUCUCCUACAUCUUUUCUACCACGAUCAGUCAUGACAAAUUUGACUGUUCACUUUAUGGGACAGGCUAUAAAUCUCCUGGAGGUUGGUGUACGAUUGGAGAAUGCUGAAACUCUUAUAGAGAGGGGUUUUGGGCCGAAAUCUUCUACUUUCAGUGACUAUUUUUUUGGAAACACUAACGAAGGAAACCACAAGGCAGAAACCCCAGUGGAAACAGUAGAGAAAGUCAAGCAGAGGAACCCAACAUUGAAGCGAUACAGCCCCACUGAUCAUCUUGUGAGCAAGUCUGGCAAGCCAAAGCUGAGAAAAACUAACCAAAUUUGUCUUGGUAGAAAAUACAGUAAGAUGAAUGAGUUAGUCAAAAAGUUCACUGAGAGAACAGUAAGAAAGAAGGCGCUGAAAUGUGAGCUAAGCAUGAAAAUCUUUGGAAAUGAACUUAGCUUCUUAGAUUGUGAAGAUUUAAGAAAACAUAUGAAACGUUAUUCCUUAAAUCUGGCUGAGUUGGCUGUCAAACUUCUGAAGGGGCAGGAGAUUCAGUUUAAUAAAAGGAUGAGUUUGGCCACUGAAGAACUGCAGUUUCCAGCAAUUUCAGGCUUUCCUAUUCAACUGGCAAUCAAUGCCUCAGCAGCAAUCAACAUAAAAAUCAAAGGGAAUGCAGAUUUCAAACAGCAGUCCAAUUUCUUUCUAAAUGGAUAUUUCAAGCCAAGUGCAUUUGUCCAGCUUUCUGUCCAAAUGGGAAUUGUGGGGACUCUGGGACAAGCUGGCCUAAAGUGGUUAACAGGAAUAAGAACAUCUACUAGUCUUGAUGGGGGAAUCCAGGUGAAGAAAGGGAAAGAGCUCAAAGUUUUCUUGAACACUCCAGAAGAAUCUAUGGAGAUAAUUAAUUUCAGCUCUAAACUCUACUUCAAAAUGGUGGAUGAGACAGAAGAUAUAGAUGUCUUCCAAGAUCACACAGAAACCAGAUCUUGCACUAGGGAGGAAGUGUCUGAGAUUAUUGGCUGGCAGCUGUGUUCUGAAAUGUCCUAUCCUGACCCGGCCAGUGGUUUGGUUUUCCCCCUCACUGGACCUUUGAGAGUGGCUGUGACAUUAACUAAGCAAGACAGAGGCCUGCAGCAGUACGUGGUGGAAGCUGCCUAUGACUGUAUAGCUCAGGAGAAUUCAUGGAUCCCAAGUGAAGCUGUCUUUCACUUCUUUGUUGGGACUCCAAAGUCAGACUUGAAAAGAGAUAUUGGUGUUGACAUAAGUUUUAGUGUCCCACAGAAGAAAUUCAGAAUCCAAUUUAUACAACCUAAGAAAAAAAUUGAGAUGGAUGGGAGGAUUGAGUUUUCUAAAAGUUCCCAAGUUGGACACCUGGAGCUGAUAGUGGAUGACCAAGAUGUGUAUUACAUUAAGGGAAUGGCAGAUUUGCAGAUGCUGAGUGGAGAGCAGAGAUACAUGACCCAGCUGGAGGUAAAGCUGAUAAAGCAAAGCAGUCCUAUCAUUUUGUCAGGAAACAUCACUAAACAGCUUGGCAAGAAGAUAGCUUUUUCAGUAUCUCUGAAUAAUUUGUUGAAGGAUGCUGCAUUUCUUUCAGCACUUCUGGAGAAAAAGGUUGAUGAUAAGCUGAGACAAUACUCAUUGGAAGGGGAGACUCACCUUCCAGGUGUUCUUGGAGUUAAAGCUGUCGCUCUUCUCCAGCAGCGUGAGGGAUUGUGGUCUCAUGGUCUGCGGAUAAAAUAUGGACUCCUAGGAGAGGCAAAAACGGCUUGCCAUGAGUGCAGUACACAGCAGAAAGUUCAAGUGGAGCUGGGUGCACAGGGCUUGUACAGACUGGAGCUGGACCAUCAGUUUCACUGCGUGCAGGCUCCCACCUACAGCCACCAGGUUCACCUGAAACAUGAAGUGUGUGCAUCUUGGAUUUCCUCCCAGAUGGAAGUGAACUAUGGGAAACACUGGGAUGAAAUAAACAACAAGAAGAAACUGCUGAUCAGCCAAGCCUUAAAGAACAGUUCCAGUUCAUCUGUAGUCAGCUAUUUCAUGGAGUUUACCAUGCAAGUCCUGGAAAAACAGGUGAAUUAUAGAACCCAGCUGCAGCACUUGCACACCUCUCAGGUGUAUUUGCAGAGCAGCACCAACUUUGAGGUGCAGUAUAAUGACCAUGUACCAUUUGUGGCUGGGCUGCACUGGAAGGAUGCAUCCAGAAAUGGCCUGAAGAAGUGGGAAGGUGGGUUCAAUAUAGACACCCCAUGGCUCUAUCUGUACACAGCUCACAAACUGCACCAGCCUCAGCAUUCUGCUUAUUUACUGACAUCUGAGCUGACAGCUGAAAAAGCUCUCUCCAUUAAAAACCUUGUACUGGAACUAUUCUAUAAAGAUCGAGACAAUGAGAAGGAAGGAAAAGUUCACAUUUACACACCAGCUACCACAUACCUGCAGGCAUCCACAGUUAAUCGUAUUGGGAGGAAUGUUCUGCACAGCUAUAGUGAAAUGAUCUCUCUGUGGAAUCAGCUUGUGAAGAAUGAGAUUCAUUUGGAGAAUAAUGAACGAGCCAAACUUCUCUGCUUUAAGAUAAAGAGUACAAAACAGGAAUUUAACUUCACAGCCAACUAUCAGAAUCUGUCAACGCCUAAGAAGACAAACAUUUCUGUGAAGAUUGUAUGGAGAGAUUAUAAAAGUCUGCCUGUCAUACUGCAGUGUGAAGGUCAGAUAAAAGAGCUGAGGAAGGAGAAGAUGCUCUAUCAAAAACGUGCAACCCUCCAUUUCAGGCAUCCUUUUAAAGUGCCCUUUCUGCAGAGCUUCCUUCUGCAGGAGACAUUUACUGUUGACAAAAAGCAAAAGCAUUAUUUCAUGGAAACAAAAGUUUUGAUAAAUGGGGUGGAGGAAACAGUUCAGACUCUUAUACUUGGCUACCAACCUGAAAACCCCUAUAUUUGUGCUGGCUUAACUCAUCCUUAUAACUACAGGAUGUUUCCCAAAGAUGUUGAAAUGUGCAUUUUAACUCUAAGUCAUCAAAGUGUGAAGUAUGAGCUUGAGACUGUCUUAAAAGUGAAUAAGGAAGAUGUUCUCAGUUUUCUAGGGAGGUAUCAGGACAAAUCCAGUGAGGAAGAUUUUAGACAUCUUUUACACAUGGAUGUGACACACUCAUUCCAGCUGGAGUUUCCACAAGCAAUGGGCCUAAGUGGGGAGCUGUUUUCCAGGCAGACUAAACUGGAACACUUUGACAGUGGUGUGAGUGUAAAAGUCAUCAUCAACAAGAACGUGUCUUCACAGGUGCAGGCUCAGGCAGCCCUGAAGAGUUAUGGUGAAAACAAUGUCAAUGGCUCCCUUCACCUUCAUGCCAAUGGAAGGGAAAUGCUGAUGCUGGAGGUUGAUGUGAACAAUGAGAACAGGAGGAAUGCCAGAAUUGUUGAACUGAGGGCUUUUCUCCAUCAGACAAUUCUGACAAAUCCAGAAUCAGUACAGUUCCAGCUCAUGGGCAAAAUAUUUCCAUCAAGACUUCUGUUGUCUUCUGACUUGAAGCUUAAUGAACAUAGGCUUCACAUGGAUUUCAUGGGAGCCAAGGAGCAGAAAGUUGGUUUUGUUUUGUCCCUAAAUGGAAGAGUCCAACACACUUUUACUGGAUUAAAGGCCAUACCUCACCUCCUUUCUCUGGAUGGAUUACUGAAGUGCAAAAACAACGUUCACAAUGGUAACAUCAAUGUGAUGGUCAACAAAAGACUGUAUGGACUGCAUGUCAGGAACAGGAAUGUGUUUGGGAAUACCACUGUGCACAAUAUCACUGUUGCCAUCAUUCAGAAUGGCAGUCAGGCAGUUCCAGUGGAGGCACGACUGAAAGGACACCUGGAACUGAGUAAAGAAAAGAAAAGGGGCCUAGCUAGCUUCCAGGUGGAUGAGAAGGCUCUUUCUGUAGAGUUUUUCAAUAUCAUGGAUCAUGGGCAUGGCAGAGUCAGUGGGGCUUUCACACAUAAUGUCGACUUCUUAAAAAAUGCAGGGUUGCCUUUGGAUGGCAUUUUUACUGCCACGUGUGAGCGUGGCACAGGAAAUCACACCAUUGCCAUAGCCCUGGAGAGUGGCAGUGAAAGGAUUGCUGCUGUGUUUGAGGGACACAGACUGGCCACAGAGCUCCCAAUACCCCAGCUAUCUGUCAGCAUAAAGCACAACAUCUCAAAGAUAAAGAAACAUGGGAUCCCUUUCGUUUUAGAAGCUGCUGGCUAUUAUGAGAAUUUCUCUAGAAAGAUUGCUGCAGGGAUAACAGCCACAGUGGAGACAGAGCAGCUCAAGAUUGCAAUAGAGAAGAAAACCACUGACACUGCCAUGGAAAUUUCUCUUUCACUUCACCAUGAUGUGGGAGGACUGACAGACAUCGUUCCAUGUGUACUAGAGGUUGCUUGCAGCGGAGAAUCUGCUAACAAAAAACUUUUUGGCCUUUGCAAUGGUGCAAUUGCAUUUCAUCAUUUUGAGACUCCAGCAAGACUUUCACUGAAUGGGUCAGUAUUUACCAGCAACUUUACUGUCAUCCUCUUUGGACAUGUUUCUUUUCAUGAUGUAUUUGCCUGCCUGCAGCUCUAUGCCACCACUAACACCCAUCCUCAUUUAGAAAUCGACUUCCAGCAUUCUUUGCUUUCACUUCAUUCUUUGGGAAUUGCCGGAGAAAACCAACUGAAGGUGUCAGCCAUGAGAAGUGACAAAUACAAGGGCAUCCUUGGUAUUGUACUUGGGCCUUGCACUUUGGAAGCUGAUGGGGAAGUGACCCUGGCAAACAAUGAGACAGGAUGGGUACUUGCUUUUAGAAACAAGUGCAUCAGUCUAGAGAGGAUGGGAUUGCCUCGUGUUGCAGUCUUGGGUGGUUCAUUUCGACAGAGCAUCUGCAACGUGGGCUUGUUAAUGAACCUGCAGUGUGAUGGCAGAGCAGUGGAUGUGCAGAUAGACACCUCCUGCCAGCAUGAAUAUACACUCCAAGGGAUGCUCAGGCACUCACAUCCCUGGCUCAGCCAGCUUGGGCUGCCUUUUGAAAACUCUGUCCUGAUCUCUGCAGCCGCAGACUCCACCACAGAGGGCAUUUUCCUGCUGCAGGCUGGCAGAUGCAGACUGAGGGCUAGAGGGGAUCUCUGUGUUCAGAAUAAAGCUGACUGGACACUGGAAACAGAAACAGAAUGUCAACUUCUGCAGGAUCUCAAUUUCCCAACUCAGUCACGGCUCACAGGAUCCAUUCAGAAAGACAAGUGCCAGGCAGAGCUGUUCUCUGUUCUGGAAACAGAAGGCAAAACUGCCCGUCUUGAAGUGAGAGUAGAGUGCAAGCCAAAGAUGACUCUGGAAAUUCAAUUCAGGCAUGACCUCCCCCAGCUGAAGGAAAUCCCAAGGGAAAAUGAGCUGUCCAUCACUGCACGGAAACACUUAAAAUACCUUAUUGGAGUUGGAAUGAAAUUGGGUGCCUGUGAGCUUCAAAUGAAUGGGGACUUUGACCCUGAAAAGAGCCUUCAGUGGAAAAUGCUUAUAGAAAACAAAUGCCAAACAAUUCAGGAUCUUGGAGUACCAAUGAAAAUUGAUGGCUCAGGCUACCUUUUGAUGGAUAAAAUGAACCUAGAUUCACAGACCCUGAUCACUGUUGAUGAAAGUAAAUUCCGAGGACUCCUUAUACUAAAAGUCACUGAUGAAAAACAAGAGUUGGAUGCUGUGCUAACCCAUAACAUCCAAGAAGCUGCUGACAUUGGCAUUCCCAUGAGGAUGUUACUUGAUGUGAUAUCAGAAAAAAACAGUGACUUCUAUAAAGGAUUUAUUAAUUUCUGUGUGAACAACAAACAAAUUACAGAAGAACUGAACUUUGUCCAGAAGUUGGAUGUUGUGUCUCUUAACUACAAGCUUACUCAUAACAUAGAGACAUUGAAGACUUUGCAAAUAAAAGACAGGAUUGAGUUGCAGGCUAUCUUGAACGUAAAAGUCACUAGAAGCUUUAGUUUGAAAGUGCUUUAUGGUGCUCACCUAAUAGUUCUUGAAGGACAAAUCCAGAAGUUUGAAACAAGUACCAACAUAACAGGGAAUUUCCAUCACUCUUUGCCAUGGCUGCUACAAGCCAGAGUCCCAUCAUCUUUACAGAUAGAUGUGGUUUUUCAAGGGAGAAACACUACUCAAGAGAGAUAUGUGCACAUUGCAGCUGGAGAAACAUCAAUCACAUACAUAAUUAACUCCUAUUAUGUUGGCCACCAAGUGGAUCUCUUCUGCCAGAGUGUGCACAGCAGUGAGGUACUCCAGGCAUCUGGUUAUCCUAAGGCAAUCAGCUUGAUUUUCAGUUUCCAGAAAUCAGAAAACAAAGCCAAGACUGCCUGUGAAAUCCAAUAUGAUGAGAAAGAUGUAACUGUGACUGUGGAUGUUGACACAGACUUUGAACUCUUUGGUAUAUUUGUGUUCAUGGCAGAGGUGAAGCAUUCCAUAUCACUUCUCCAUCACCUGGGACUUCCCUUCUUUCUUAAGAUGACAAUUCAAGAAGUCAUGACUGAAAAUGAAACUGAAGGUGCUCUGAGGCUGACCUAUGAACAAAACAAAAACUUCUCCUUUUCCAUCAGUAGAAAAAGAGACCAGCAAGGUGAAGAGUUGAGUAUAAAAGCACUCCAGAAUCAUCCCUUCUUUCUACAAUACUUCCCCUGUGCAGCAGAGCUGUCUUCUAAGGUUAAUUAUGAUAUGAGUGAAGCAAAAGGCAAACUCUACCUCAGGAUGGAAAAAAGGGAUUUCAACGUUUCAGCAAAGCUAACUUUGAUGGGAAGCAGCUUCACUAAUGCCAUUGAAGUGGCACAGACCAUGGCCCAGUUAAAAAUUCUUCCAAGGCAGCUUGUGUUUAUGACAAUUUACCAAAAAGGUAACAGAACUCGUCUGCUAAGGCACAUUGCCCUGUGGGAUGGCAAAGAGAUAAAGCUAACAGGCACUUACACUGGACCCUUCCCAAAGCUGCCUGGAGGUCAUGGCAUGCAGGUGGAGCUUCUCCAUUCUCUCUCCAACCCUUUUCCACGACAUGUCUGGGUCAACUUGUAUGUGAAACAUUCAGCACACAGUCACCGGGAUGAUCUUACUGUAGUUUGGAAUGAGAAGGACAAGAUAUCAGUGUCAUCUUCUCUGAAGUUUGGAAGACACCGGACAAGCUACAGAGCCACUGUUGCCCACCCAUUUAAUUACACUCUGAAGCAACUGGAGGUGCAUUCCCUGUCAGAAAGAAGGGGCAGAAAGUACAACCAGCAGCUGCAGGUCUCAGGGAAUGCUGGGGAGCCUGCUCACCUCCGGCUGGGCCUGGAGGAUAAAUCCAAGAUGGACAUCACUGCCUGGGGUGGCUGUGUGACACUCUCUGCAGGCCAGCUUCAGAGAAUAUUAAGCAUGGAAAACCUGCAUGUAUGUGGGUCUCUAGAGCAAAGACCAACAUUGUUUAAUGAAUAUCUGGAUUUGAACUGGGAUGACAAAAAAUUCAAACACAAUUUCACGUAUGAGAGAAACCAACUCUUGUAUCCUGACAAAUUUCAAUUAGAAGUGGUUCUGGAAAAUAUUUUCCUGACCCCAUGUACCAAACAGAAGAUUCUGGGUAAAAUAGAAACCAACUACUGCUCUUGCCUGGAUUACUACACAAGCUUUGAGUUCUGUGACCUUCCAAAUGUAAUUGUUUUAUCUGGAAAGCACCAGCUCAACAAAGAUGACAUAAUUUUGCAGUCAGAGGGCAGAUUCCACCUUGCUGAUCACGGAAAAGAUGAGGGGUUGAUUGGAAUAUCCAUAAAGAAUCAGAGCACUGCUGAUGUGAAGAACUACUCUCUGGAAAUUGAAUUAACAGCCUUUGAAGAUAUUUGGCUAGGCCUGACAGGAACUGCUGCUUCCUCAUCUGUCCAGAGCCAAAUCCUGGUGGAGGGGAUUAUUGAUCAGAAAGAGAAAGUAAAAGUCGCUGCUUCAAAAGGAAAGGAGUGUUUUCACUACUACAUGGGGCAUCUGCAAGGGGAUUUGGAAGAAGGAGUGGAACUUAGUGCUUGUUCUGAUGGGCAACAGAUGGCUGCCAUUAACACGUAUCUCAGCAUCAAUGGUAAAAGGCAGGAAAACGUGGGACAAGUGACUCUAGCAGCUGCUAAUGGAAGCUUGAGUUUUCUGGCGCAUGGAUGUGGGGAUCCAGUUCUUAAGGUUGAGAACAAGCUUAAUGAAAUUGGGAGCCUUUUGAAAGCCACACUGAUAGAGAAGAUAAAGAAGUUUGAUGGAUACCUGUGGAGAUUCAGGAGAUCAGUGCAGCAUGUUGGUUUCCUGUCUGAAGCAGCUGGCUGGCCUUCAAUGGCCUUGCAAAAGGCAGCAGGAUUCCUGCACAGUGCGGGUACAGCUGUCACCCAGGUGUGGAAGCAAAGUGGAAUCAGGCACAUUCUGAGAAACAGGAUCCCACUUUACCUGGAGAAAAUUCAAGAUGUUGUCCAGCAAAUGCAGAAUGAAUUACAAAAGCCAUUAGCAACUUUGAAGGACGCCUACUACGAUAUAACCUUGCAGCCACUAGAUGAAGUCUGGAAAGAGAAGACAGAAGAGCUCAUGAAGAAAAUCCAGGCUUUCUUACCCAAGAUUGUAAAAGAUGUGUGGUUAAUGGAACCAAUCCAGGUGGCAUUAAAGGUUGUCAAAGCAGGCUUGGAUAUGGCUACACAGCAGGUGCUCAGAUGGGCAGAUGCCACGUUUUCCAGAGCUGUGAGUAAGAUCCGGAAGCCCUUGCUGAACCUGUACAGUUUUUCACCCAGGAACUGUUCAGUGGCAGGAAAGCUGCCAGUACUGCCUAAAGCAGACUUGUCCCUGCAGCUGGCAAAUGUUACCACUUACCUCAUUGGAGAAAAACUGAUGAGGCCUCUGCAAGACCUCUACAAUCUCAACAUACUUGCAGAAUACUAUAAGUUCAAACGGAGGAUGAUGGAGAGCCCCUUUGAAUAUCAUGCUAUGUUAGUGGGGACCAAGCAUCUUGUGACUUUUGAUGGAAAAAUGUAUGAUUUGGCAUCAAAGUGCAGUGUACUUCUUGCCAAGGAUUUUGUUCACAGUGCUUUCACUGUAAUACUAAAUGAGGAAACUAGGAACUCAAGAUCACUGUAUGUGGAGAUGAACCAGACUGUGAUCACUAUCUACCCACGUCUAAAGAUAUCCAAGAUGUAUAACUUCUCCUCUGUGGAAGAGAACUGCCAAGUCCUGGAUCAAUCCCUUGAAAACAGUACCAUGAAUUCCAGGCGAGGAACCAACAAAAUCGAAGUAUCUGAUCAGAAAGGAGUUUCUGUGUCUUGUGACUUUCAGUAUGAUCUCUGUACUAUCACUCUGGCUGGGUGGCACCAUGGUAUUUCAGCUGGGCUUUUUGGUACCAAUGAUAAUGAAGCUGGAAACGAAUGGAUGGUGCCUAAUGGUUCCUUCACUGACAACGUGCAAGAGUUCACACAGAGCUGGCAGGUGAGUAAGUGCAGUCUCGUACCGAAGAAAGAGAAGCCAUGUCCAAUUACAGCUAAGCAGAACAUCUGUAAAGUGUUCUUUGAAGAACCACAUUCACUUCUUAGGAACUGCUUCAAAGUUGUGGAGCCCGAGCCAUUCUACACCAUGUGUACACAGGACACCUGUGACUCCCCGGCCUUGGGGGCUGCCUGCACUUUAGCAGCAGCUUUUGUUCAUUUGUGCAACCGGAAUUUUGUCCCUGUGGAAGUCCCUCCACAGUGCUCGAGCCAGUUCUGAAGGGCAGAUACCAGGGCCCUGAAGAUGGAAGAACCCUUUCAGCACUCAGAACAUUUAUUUUAGGUAGACAAGCUAGAGGCAAAAACUCGGAGAGAAUAAUAGAAGCGUGAACAUCUUAGUGUUAACUGUGAAUAUAAUGAAGUAUAUAUAGUAUAAAAGGAAAGCUUUCCACUCAGAACCCCUGACGGCAAGGGGAAUUACUUCAGUAUAUUGACAAGAAACUAUAAUCAACCAAAAGAAAUUGGACAUGAAACUAUCAGUUACUCUAAAAAAAUUCUUUCAUUUGGUGGCAAAAUUGCCUUUCCACAAGCCUUGAACCACAGCAAAAAUACACUGAAAAGCUGAGAAAAGCUCUCUUCCAGCUCAGAUUAGUGUAAGUGGACGACUGAAAGCAGCAUCAUCAGCUUGGAGUCAGCAGAGAUGCUGACUUCUUUUUUCUCCAGAAAUGAAAUUCCACUGUUCAGCGGUUCUGGAGAAAAUUAUCUAUCUUUUUUCCAAGGAAGUGCUCCAACACACAAGAAGGCUAAGAUAGAAAUAAGAUGGGUAAAUAAUGGAAAGCAGUUAAUCAUUGUUCUCAUUUUUAUGCUGGUUGAUUUUUUCCCUUAUUAAUGUACUCACUGCUAAAUGAGAAACAGGCUUCUUGGUUUCUGUGCAGCAGUUUCACAUUUUCCCUUUGUACCACUAGAACCCCCUUGGCAGCAGUCAGUUGAUGUGUUGGGAAAAGGUGACCAAUGUCUACCCUACCCAUGAAGUAAUGUUAGGGUGUUAUAGCUACUCUUGUGUGUGAGAGUCCCACCUGUUAAAUCCCUUUCUGUAUUGUAGGUCACUUGAUUUAAAAAGUGCAUUACCUUUCUCCACACAGUGCCUGGAAUGCAGCUAUUGGUAAAGGUAACACUGCAAAAUCCAUCCAGUGUCUUUGCCUAAUAUGCAAACUUUGAAAUAAUGGUAUUCUGUACUAAGAUAUCAUGCUAAUAAACAUUUGACUGCCUUAUUUUUA